Hevea brasiliensis (rubber tree) is the source of this 1488-nucleotide messenger RNA. Its product is annotated as COP9 signalosome complex subunit 7. The transcript is spliced from 9 exons. The record is from RefSeq and is a predicted model, not a curated record. Gene Ontology annotation, cellular component: COP9 signalosome. Lineage: Eukaryota; Viridiplantae; Streptophyta; Magnoliopsida; Malpighiales; Euphorbiaceae. Bases 222 to 1070 code for a protein of 282 amino acids.
AUCGGGCAACCUCCUACUUCUUCUGCCGUCAAAUUGCAAAGCGACAAAUUUCACAGGAAAUACCUAAGCCCUAAACCUUUGCGCUCUAAAAUUGGCACAAUCCCUUUCUAAAUUACUACUUUCAAGUUUCAAGUCCCUUUCUCUUCGUCUGUCUCAAUGUCCUGAGUUCUUAAUUCCCAUUGAAUUUGUUUAGGGCUUGUGCAGUUUGUGUGUUUCUGAAGAUGGACAUCGAGCAAAAACAGGCAGAACUAAUCGAUCACUUCGUCAAGAAAGCAUCGGCUCUUAAAGGCACGAUCCUUGACCCCGUUAUUAUUGAGGCCACUUCUCACCCGUCCCUCUUCGCGUUCUCUGAGAUUCUCGCAGUACCCAGCGUCGUUGAGCUUGGAGGAACUGAAAAUUCCGGGUACCUUGAUGUGCUUCGGUUGUUUGCACAUGGCACAUGGACUGAUUAUAAGAAUAAUGCUGGUUGUCUUCCUGAACUGAUUCCUGAUCAAGUCCUCAAGCUUAAACAACUUACUGUGCUUACACUUGCUGAAACAAACAAGGUUCUACCCUAUGAUCAACUAAUGCAAGAGCUAGAUGUCACAAAUGUUCGUGAACUUGAGGAUUUUCUUAUCAAUGAGUGCAUGUAUGCGGGGAUAGUGAGAGGAAAGUUGGAUCAGCUACGAAGGUGCUUUGAGGUUCAAUUUGCAGCUGGGAGGGAUCUGAGACCUGGACAACUUGGGAAUAUGUUACAAACACUAUCAAACUGGUUGGCUACAUCGGAGAAUCUACUUGUAUCGAUUCAAGAGAAGAUAAAAUGGGCUGAUACUAUGAGUGAAUUGGACAAGAAGCACCGAAAGGAUGUGGAAGAUAGGGUUGAAGAUGUAAAGAAGUCCCUCUCCCUCAAGGUCAUUUCUGGGAUAUGUCGGUCGAUGUGUCUUACUUACGUUGUGGCAGAAGUUACACACUGUAAGCAGGCCGACAUUGACUUCAGAGGGCACGAGGAGAUCUACUCUGAGCCUGGUGGAGUGAUGGACUAUGAGGAAGACCGAAGCCGACCCAAAAGGAGGCGGCAUCCAAUAUCUUGAAGGUAUAGAUAGAUCAGGAAACUCAUUGGAUACAUUCCAGAUUUUCAUUCAUAGCAUUCCAGCAACAGAUGAUUUCUGCUUUUAGGGACGAUGAUACUUCCUCUGACAGCGAAGUUUUCAUUGUCAAUUUGGAUUGAUAUUUCAAAACUGUUACCAUGUUCUUGAACUUACUGUUAUUCAUAUUGAUCUAGAAAGGAUGGAACCAGGUUUGGUGGUGCGGCUGAAAAUUUAACGGGUCAGAAUCUGAAUUUUAUGUUUUUCUAUAAUCCUUUUUGAUGCUUGCCCUUCAAUUGGCCACAAAAAUAGCUGCAUAUAAUGUAUUAUAGCUGCUUCAAACAAUGGGAAACAAGGAAAAUAUUUUCCUGGAAAAUGUCUUCCGCAGGCUUUAGUAGUUGAGAAUUUUAUCUGAUGAGUGGUA